Toxoplasma gondii ME49 is the source of this 1820-nucleotide messenger RNA. RefSeq lists its product as hypothetical. NCBI's taxonomy places the organism in Eukaryota, Apicomplexa, Conoidasida, Eucoccidiorida, Sarcocystidae. Bases 94 to 1179 code for a protein of 361 amino acids. The record is from RefSeq and is a predicted model, not a curated record. The transcript has 3 exons.
CUCUCUCUCUCUCGCUGUCUCUCGCUCUCUCUCUUUCCCUCUUUCUCUUUCUCCACCUGUCUCCCUGUCUCUCGCUGUGCCUCUUUUUUCACAAUGGAGGCGAGCAUUGUGUCAGAUCCUGGAGCCUCUGAGACUGCCUCGCCAGCCCCAGGGUCGCUGCUUUCUCUCCCUGGUGGGCGCCUCCCUUCUGCUUCGCUUCCAUCGCCGCGGCACCGGCCGGUGCUCCCGGCGUCUCCGGCGCGCGCUGCCUCGCCUUCCUCCGUUCUGGUGUACGAUGCCGCGACAGGUCUUCUCCAGAGAUGUCCUGGCCGAACGAGAGGGGCGUCUGUGCCGUCUCUGUCAAGGCGCAGAGACAGCGACUCGCGUCUCCACACUUCCCGCGGCGUCUCUGUCUCCAUGGUUGCUCCCGACGCCCAGAAGGUCUCCCGCGUCGUGUCUGCUGCUCCCAGCGCCGUCAAUUCUCCCCGACGACGCGCGACCGAUGACAUCGCUGGAGGCAGGUAUCCGACGCUUGCUGAAGACGGCACCAAAUACCGCCUGACCGUGGCUGGCCACCCCAUUCAUCCCGUUCAAGGCGCCGAAAGCGUCGCCUCUCCACCUCUUCCUCCAUCAGAUCUCUUGGCGUCUCCGACUCCUCUUCUUUCUGGGUCUCCCUCGCGGCUUGCCAGCACUGAAAGUACGUCGAGUCCUCUGGGCCACCCAGGCUCUUUUCCGGUGAUGAAAGGGCAGCGGCCUCUGGAGAAAGCGCAGGGUGUAGGCGGCGACGGAUUCUUGCGCGACGCGCCUCGCUUUCCGCCGCCUCUCCUGCAGCCCAGCCAGAGGUACUCUUUGCCUCAGCAGGAGAACGGAUCGACUUUUGCCUGUCCGUACUGCAGACGAACGAUUCCUCUUCCAGUCCUUCAACACUACGUUAGCAGCCAUCCCCAGCUGUGCUGUCCAGGGCGUACAAAGGCGACCUCCUCUCAGGCUGUGGGAGGAAGAAGAGAGGAAUCUUUUCCUCCUUUUCCUCCAGGAGGUCCCAGUAGGGCGACCCGCCCGAGUCCGACGUGCCUGUGGCGGACGGGGUCGCCGAAUGACCUCAUCGAGGCAUUCAAAAGGAGACAGGGGAAAGUGUGGGGUCCUGUCCCUCCGUCGUUUUUCACUUCUCCCUACAACACUCAGUACUGGUUUUUCGUUUGAUGGUCACCGCAUGCCAACAUGCAAGAGAAGCAGGGAAGGCGAGAACGCCCGAAACGCUCACAAAGCACCACGCGCUACAGUAGUGUUUCCGCCAGCCUCCUACCUCCGCUGUCUCCGGAUAACGCGCAGCGCUCUCGACCGCCUCUGGGUCCAGUGCACGCAUCGAUUAUAUAUGGGGUGUUGUGUGCCGUGGAAAGCACAGGCAUAUAUCGAUAUCGAUAUCGCGCUGUACAGUUGCUCUUUACGUUAGCGAAUUAUAUGUGCAAAGACAUAUAUACAUGCAUAUCGAUUUUCUGCAACGCUGCCGUCCAGCGUCUCGCUGCCUGUGCAUGCCUCCGAGACUGUGUCGAGUUCACUUAUUUCAAAGCGGUAGAGUUUCAGCUGAACGUGACAGAAUGGCAACAAGAAGUGGAAGCGCUGCGGCUCUCGUGGCUUCUGUCAGUGUCUAAAGCACACUGGUAGAAUCCAAGAGAGAGAGCUUUCUCUGUACUUCUCUGGAGGCCUUGGCGUUCUAGCCGGUGGAUCAUUCGCAACUCGUGCGGGAGACGGGAGGACCAUAAGCGAAGGUUCGGGCCGUCUAGGCUAAUGCAUAUAUUCAGCAAACGUGCGUCUCAAUAGUAGCACUUUAAACGAAGUGAGUG